AUGGCCUCUAUUCGCGUUCUUUCCUUCGAUGCUGAGGGCCGUCCCGUGCAGUUCACUUCCUGGCUCGACGACCUGCAGUUGUAUCUUAUGAGCAAUAGCACGGACCACAUCUCCCUCUAUGACUACGCGUCUGGUGCUGCCGCUGCUCCUGCUGCCACAGCCGAGCUUAGUGUUCGUUCCCACUGGCAGACUCGUGACGCAGCUGCUCGCCUAGCCAUUCGCAGUCACCUGCCGCUAGCUGAGCUCGAGCAUUUUGGCGACUGCAAAUCCGCUAAGGCCCUGUACGAUGCUGUCGUUGCUCGCUACUCCUCGCCUGCCACAGCCGAGCUUAGCCGCCUCAUGCUGCCGUACCUGUUCCCCGAUCUGUCCACCUUUACUACAGUCGCCGAUCUUAUCACCCACCUUCGCACUAGUGAUGCUCGCCUGCGUGCCGCCCUUCCCACCGAGUUCUGCGCUAAGAACCCCCCUCCACUGUACUGGACACUCCACUUCAUAGUCACCCGUCUCCCUGACACCCUCCGCUCAGUUCGAGACCACUUCCUUGCUCGCUGUCCCACUGAGCUCACAGUCGCCCUCCUAGAGGAGCAGCUGCUCGCGGCCGAAAAGAGCAUUGUAGCUGUCGGUGCUGCUCGUGGCGCUCCUCGCACCCCCAUCUUUGAGGGGUGUUCUCCCUCUCCCCUCGCUCCCUCCUACACUGCUGCUGCUGCUGUUGACUUCCUUGGUGCUGAGUCUGUUGGCGCUGCUUCUGCUCCUGGUGGGAGGCGCCGCACCGGCAAGGGCAAGGGGGGCAAGGGUGGUGGUGGUGGCGCUGGGGGGGGAGGAGGUGGGGGAGGUGGGGGGGGAGGCGGUGCUGGAGGGAGCGGUGGCGGGAGCGCUGGUGGGAGUGGGGUCGGUGGUGGAGGCGGGGGCGGCGGAGGAAGCAGUGGCAGUAGUGGCGGCGGCGGCGGUGGCGGUGGCGGCGGUGGCGGCGGUGGCGGUGGUGGCGGUGGCGGCGGUGGCGGUCGGAGCGGUGGUAGUGGUGGCGGCGGAGGUCGGAGUGGAGGCACUGGCUCGGGCCAGAGCUCCCAGCAGCAGCAGCGUCCCCAGACGACCCAGCAGCUUCGUGAGUGGCUUGCUCAGCGUGGGACGUCGGGGGGCAGUGGCCGCUGUUCUUAUGUCAUUCGCACAGGUGACCGCAAGGGACAGACGUGUGGGAGGUUCCACACCCCGUACCGCUGCUUCUCCCGCCUUGACGACGCUUGGCGUGAGGAGAUGGGUGCGGAUGUUGAGCGCCCCCGCUGGGCUGAGCUCAUGAGGGCUGGUGUCGAUGUCUUUGCUCUUGACUAUGAUGCUAUUAUUGCUGCCAUGUAUGCAUUGACUGUUAGUGCCGAGGGAGACUGUUACUUGUGUGUGCCGCCUGACCCAGGUAUAGAGCCCGCUGCCCUGGGUACUAGUGAGUCUGCUCUCUCUGGUAUGGUGCCCCCUGUACUUGCUCCCUCCAGUGCUGUCCCGGCUGGUUUCGAGUCUGCUCUCUCAGGUACAGCACCCACAGAGACUGCUCUCUCAGGUACCCCACCGGCUGAGGCCUGUCACACCUUCACCCUUGACUCAGGUGCUUCCCGUUGCUUCUUUCGUGACAGUACUGAGCUCACACCGCUUCCUGCACCGGUCCCAGUCUCCUUGGCUGACCCCUCUGGGGGCCCAGUCCUUGCCCAGUCCACCACUGUCCUCCCUUGUCCGGCGGUUCCGUCUGGCUCGUUGUCGGGUUUCCACCUCCCCUCGUUCUCGACGAACCUGGUGAGCAACGCUGUCCUCCAGGAUCAGUGGGUUGACACCUUUACCCCUGGAGGACAGCGUGUGGCGAUCUGCACGUGCUCCAGGACCGGCCGUCACCUGGCUACGUUUACCCGUCGGCCGGGGUCGAGUCUCUACACACUGACCACUGCGUCUCCUCAGGUCGCUGCUGUCGGUCAGGUGUCUGCGUCAGGUCUGGUAGCCCACGCCUGUGAGUGUCGUUCCCUGUCGCACCAGACUCUUCUCUGGCACCACCGCCUGGGUCACCCCUCCUUGCCACGCCUUCGUGGCAUGCACCGUCGCCACCUUGUGUCUGGUCUUCCCAGGUCCCUCCCUCCCCUCCCUGCCUCGCCUGCGCCGCCUUGCCUUCCUUGCGUCGAGGGGCGGCAGCGCGCCGCUCCUCACUCCUCCUCGUUCCCCCCGACAGAGGCUCCUCUGCAGACCCUCCACCUGGACGUGUGGGGCCCAGCCCGCGUUCGUGGACGGUGA
Closterium sp. Yama58-4 is the source of this 2262-nucleotide messenger RNA. NCBI's taxonomy places the organism in Eukaryota, Viridiplantae, Streptophyta, Zygnematophyceae, Desmidiales, Closteriaceae. The record is from the annotation of a GenBank genome assembly.